AGUUAUCCAUCAUCCGCGGCUGCAACAACAGCACCAACAACAAUGGCGACACCAGCUGAAUUGGCUCGCCUCGUUGACCUGCAUUUGGCGGAUUUACGUGACCCUGAGCCCAACUGGACAAUAGGCCCAUCACCAAUGGCCGGACGUGGUGUAUUUGCCACACGCGACAUCCAACAAGGUGAACUGAUAUUUCGCGAGCGUGCUCUGGUCGUGGGGCCCACAGCACGCAAAGGCUCCAUACUGAACACUUGUGUCUGCUGUCAUAAAUUAUUGGCGGUCAAGGACUUCCUAUGCAAAAACAACUGCACCCUACCAGUCUGUGAUAAAUGCAGUGAUUCGGAGCAGCACCGCAACGAAUGUGAACUGUUCCGGCGUUGGCAACCGAAAGAUUUACAUAAGGGCAUGGAUGAUGCGGAUGAUUGUUGUCCCGUCAAUGCCAUGUCGUUGCGCAUUCUGACCGCAGUGCGUGUCUUUUUCCUACAGCCGGAUCAGCGAGCCCUCGUCCAGGCAAUGCAGGCGAACGAUGAUAAAUGUUAUCGCGGCGAGAUAAUCAAGGCGGCACAAUGUUUUCGAAAAUUCCCCACCACCGAUAAACCCUAUAUGGAUAAGCUAUUUCGAAUUGUGGGCGUGUUGAAUACGAAUGCCUUUGAGGCACCCUGCCGGGUGGGGGAUCAUGAGAUAUUGUUGCGUGGCCUAUUCCCACUGACUGCGGUCAUGAACCAUGAAUGCACUCCCAAUGCCAGCCAUUACUUCGAUAAUGGCCGCAUGGCUGUGGUACGUGCUGCACGUUUUAUUCCCCAGGGCGGUGAGGUGACCACCACAUACACCAAGAUACUGUGGAGUAAUUUGACCAGAUGCAUUUUUCUCAAAAUGACGAAAAAUUUUAUAUGCGAUUGCAAGCGUUGCAAUGACAAUACGGAAAAUGGUACCUAUCUCUCGGCUCUGUUCUGCCGCGAACAAGGCUGUAAGGGUAUUGUGAUACCGGUGCAAACUAAAACCCUACAACCGGAUUGGCGUUGCCUUACCUGUGAAACAGUAUUUCCCCAUUCGAAAAUGGCUCGAUAUCAGGAUUUUGCCUUGAAUACAAUCAACAAUCGUAUUAAUGCCUGCAGUGUCAGUGAUAUGAUAACCUUCAUUAAUGAAAUGUGUCCACGCUUUUGUCCGCCAUCCAAUUAUGUGCUAGUCGAGGCUAAACUCAAUGUCAUUUGGAGAAUGUCCCGACCUACCACAGAAGAGUUUACCGAAGAACAGAUCAAAUGUAAAGAUCGUUAUAGAGCUGAACUGUUGGAGCUGUUGGAAAAAUUGGGAGCUGGAGAUUGUACUCUCAAGAAGUUGAUAACCGAGGAGAAUCUUUGAGAG
This is a messenger RNA of Musca vetustissima, 1359 nucleotides long. RefSeq names its product SET domain-containing protein SmydA-8-like. NCBI's taxonomy places the organism in Eukaryota, Metazoa, Arthropoda, Insecta, Diptera, Muscidae. The coding region runs from base 43 to 1356 and encodes 437 amino acids. Gene Ontology annotation, molecular function: protein binding. The transcript has 3 exons. The record is from RefSeq and is a predicted model, not a curated record.